CUCUCGUGUGUUUCCUCCAGGUGCCUGCUUUGUGUGGGAUCGAUACAAGGAUGCUGACUAAAAUAAUUCGGGGCAAGGGCACCGUCCUGGGGAAGAUUGAGUUUGAAGGCCAACCUGUGGAGUUUGUAGAUCCAAAUAAGCAGAACCUGAUCGCAGACGUUUCAACCAAGGAAGUCAAGGUGUAUGGCAAAGGGAACCCAAUUAAAAUUGUAGCGGUGGACUGUGGGCUAAAGAACAAUGCUAUCCGUUUGCUAGUAAAGCGAGGCGCAGAGGUGCAUUUGGUGCCAUGGAAUCAUGAUUUCACCAAGAUGGAGUACGAUGGGCUGUUUCUUUCCGGUGGCCCUGGGGACCCGAUGAAGGCAGGGGAGCUGAUUCGGAAUCUCAAGAAGGUCCUGGAGAGUGAUCGCAAGGAGCCAUUGUUUGGCGUCAGUAUGGGGAAUCUGAUAACGGGCAUAGCAGCUGGGGCUACUUCCUACAAGAUGCCCAUGGCCAACAGAGGGCAGAAUCAGCCCGUUCUGAACCUGUCGAAUGGACAAGCCUUCAUCACGGCCCAGAACCAUGGAUACGCGCUUGAGAACAGCACCCUCCCUCCCGGCUGGAAACCGCUUUUUGUGAACAUCAACGAUCAAACCAAUGAGGGAAUUAUGCAUGAAACCAAACCAAUUUUCACAUCCCAGUUCUGCCCGGAGGCCAGCGCGGGACCAACGGACACGGAGUUCCUAUUCGAUUCGUUCUUUUCCCUGAUCAAGAAGGGAAAAGGCACUACCGUAGCCUCGGUGCUGCCCAAGGCCACAGCUGCAGCAUCUAGACUUCAGGUUUCCAAAGUUCUCAUCCUAGGAUCCGGAGGUCUGUCAAUUGGUCAGGCGGGGGAAUUUGAUUACUCUGGAUCACAGGCGGUUAAGGCCAUGAAGGAAGAAAAUGUGAAGACCGUCCUGAUGAACCCCAAUAUUGCCUCAGUCCAGACUAAUGAGAUUGGCUUGAAGCAGGCUGACACGGUCUACUUCCUCCCCAUCACCCCACAGUUUGUCACAGAGGUCAUCAAAGCAGAAAGGCCAGAUGGGUUAAUUCUGGGCAUGGGUGGCCAAACAGCUCUCAACUGUGGUGUGGAGCUGUUCAGGCGCGGUGUUUUGAAGGAGUAUGGAGUGAAUGUCCUGGGGACAUCCGUGGAAGCCAUCAUGGCCACAGAGGACAGGCAACUGUUUUCUGACAAACUGACUGAAAUCAACGAGAAGAUCGCUCCCAGCUUUGCAGUGGAAUCGAUUGAAGAUGCUUUGAAUGCAGCGGAAAAGAUUGGCUACCCAGUCAUGAUACGCUCUGCUUAUGCUCUGGGAGGACUAGGGUCAGGUAUUUGUCCCGACAAAGAGAGACUGUUGGAUCUUGGAACCAAGGCGUUUGCAGUGACCAACCAGAUUCUAGUGGAAAGGUCCGUCGUUGGCUGGAAGGAGAUAGAGUAUGAAGUUGUGAGAGAUGCAGCUGAUAACUGUAUCACCGUCUGUAAUAUGGAAAAUGUGGAUGCUAUGGGAGUUCACACAGGAGAUUCCAUCGUUGUGGCUCCCAGCCAGACCCUGUCCAACGAGGAAUUUCAGAUGCUGAGGGAAAGUGCCAUCAAGGUUGUCCGACACUUGGGCAUCGUGGGGGAAUGCAACAUCCAGUACGCCCUACACCCUACCUCCCUGGAGUACUGCAUCAUUGAGGUCAAUGCCAGGCUCUCCAGAAGCUCUGCUUUGGCAUCGAAGGCCACAGGGUACCCGUUAGCAUUUAUCGCUGCCAAAAUCGCCCUGGGGAUUCCCUUGCCAGAGAUCAAGAAUGUAGUAUCAGGGAAAACCUCCGCUUGCUUUGAGCCCAGUCUGGAUUACAUGGUCGCCAAGAUACCUCGCUGGGACCUGGACCGCUUUCAGGGCACCUCUAGCCAGACUGGCAGCUCCAUGAAGAGCGUGGGAGAGGUCAUGGCUAUUGGGCGCAACUUUGAGGAGUGCUUCCAGAAGGCCCUGAGAAUGUGCCACCCUUCGGUGGAUGGCUUCACAUCACGUCUACCGAUGAAUAAAGAGUGGCCAGACAACUUAGAUCUCCAGAAAGAACUGGCCGACCCCUCCAGCAUUCGUGUCUAUGCAAUGGCCAAGGCCUUGUCUGAUGGCGUUCCCGUGGAUGAUAUUCACAGGCUCACCGCCAUUGACAAAUGGUUCAUCUACAAGAUGAAGGACAUUGUGAACAUGGAGAAAAGCCUGAAGGAACUCAGCAGGGAUUCCAUUCCAGAAGAAAUAAUGAGGAGGGCCAAACAGAUCGGCUUCUCGGACAAGCAGAUCGGGAAAUGCAUUGGCGUGACGGAGGCCCAGAGCCGGGAGCUGAGGCUGAAGAAGAACAUAAAGCCGUGGGUGAAGCAGAUUGACACACUGGCAGCAGAAUACCCUGCAGUAACGAACUAUCUCUACGUCACAUACAACGGACAGGAGAAUGACGUAAAAUUUGAUGACCAUGGAAUGAUGGUGCUGGGUUGUGGACCAUACCACAUAGGGAGCAGCGUGGAGUUUGACUGGUGCGCUGUCUCCAGCAUCCGCACGCUGCGUCAGCUAGGCCACAAGACUGUUGUGGUGAACUGCAACCCGGAGACGGUGAGCACAGAUUUUGAUGAAUGCGACAGACUGUACUUCGAGGAGCUGUCCCUGGAGAGGAUCCUGGACAUCUACCAACAUGAGGAAUGUGCUGGCUGCAUUAUCUCCGUCGGAGGGCAAAUCCCCAAUAACCUGGCCGUGCCAUUGUACAAGAACGGAGUUAAGAUCAUGGGCACUAACCCCAUGCAGAUUGACCGAGCAGAAGACCGCUCCGUAUUCUCGGCUGUUCUGGAUGAGCUGAAUGUGGCUCAGGCCCCCUGGAAGGCAGUUAGCAGUUUGAAAGAUGCUGUUGAAUUUGCAGACUCCGUGGGCUACCCAUGUUUGCUGAGACCGUCCUAUGUUUUGAGUGGGUCGGCGAUGAACGUGGUGUUCACAGAAGAGGAGAUGAAGAAGUUCUUAGCAGAAGCCACCAGAGUCUCCCAGGAGCACCCGGUUGUACUCACAAAAUUCAUCGAGGGAGCCCGAGAAGUGGAAAUGGACGCUGUCGCCAAGGCUGGAAAAGUCAUCUCACAUGCUAUCUCGGAGCACGUGGAGGAUGCAGGUGUUCACUCUGGAGACGCCACCCUGAUGCUGCCCACCCAGACUAUUAGCCAAGGAGCUGUGGAGAAAGUGAAAAUUAUCACCAAGAAGAUUGCUCGGGCAUUUUCCAUCUCGGGGCCAUUCAAUGUUCAGUUCCUGGUGCGAGGAAACGACGUCUUGGUGAUAGAGUGCAACCUGCGGGCUUCACGCUCCUUCCCCUUUGUGUCCAAGACUAUUGGCGUAGACUUCAUCGAUGUGGCCACAAAGGUGAUGAUUGGGGAAAAGAUCGACGAGUCAUCCCUGCCUACCCUGGAACGACCCAUUAUCCCUUCUGAAUAUGUUGGGAUUAAGGCUCCAAUGUUCUCCUGGCCCCGACUGAGAGAUGCAGACCCUAUUCUCCGAUGUGAGAUGGCUUCCACUGGCGAGGUCGCUUGCUUCGGGGAGAAUAUCCAUUCUGCCUUCCUGAAGGCCAUGCUCUCCACAGGGUUUAAGUUUCCCCAGAAGGGAAUUCUGCUUGGAAUCCAGCAUUCCUUCCGUCCCAAAUUCCUGGGUGUAGCAGAGCAGCUCCACGAGGAAGGUUUCAAGCUCUUUGCCACAGAAGCCACUUCCAACUGGCUCAAUGCCAACAGUGUCCCUACAACGCCCGUGGCCUGGCCAUCCCAGGAAAGCCAGAGCUCCAGCCUCCCCCCAAUCCGGAGCUUGAUAAAGGAGGGGAACAUAGACCUGGUGAUUAACCUCCCCAACAACAACACCAAGUUCAUCCAUGAUAACUAUGUGAUCCGCAGAAUGGCUGUGGACAGCGGGAUUGCUCUCCUCACCAACUUCCAGGUGACAAAGCUAUUUGCCGAAGCCAUCAAAUACUCGGGGAAAGUGGACGCUAAGAGUCUUUUCCACUACAGAAAAUUAAAUACCAGCAAUGCCUCAUAGAAGAGCAGCCAUUAGCGUGAAAUCCAAGUCUUCUCACACCAGGGGAAAGGAGGAAUCCUGGAUGCUGAGACGAUCUAUCCAGCCCAUGUUUGGUUAUUUCCAUUUAUUUCCUAGGAUCUGACAUUUUUAUCUUUGUAACGUACAAAGGAGACACAGUAACUCUUAACCAGCCUUUCCCAGGCAGCCUGCCCCCACUCAAGAUGUUUGUUGGAAAACAGUAGCCAUUCCUUCUCUGUUUGCAGCUAAUACCCACUAGCUGGUAGACUGGUAGAGCCACACCCUACAAUGCUGGAGGAUAUGGAAGAAAAAGUAUGUGGUCCUACACAUGGGUGGCUAACUCUGUCUUUUUAUAAUAAUCCCUUGAUGGUUCUUUCUGUGUUCUUCUUAGACAGCUCUUGCCACACUCACAUGUGAGUGCUAACGCCCCCCCCCCCAACUGUCAUGUAUUUUUGCCAAUUUCCUAUUUCCUUCUGUUGACAAUCAAAAUCUUUGUGAGUUUCUCCUUUGUAAUAAUCACCUGAUGCUACUGCAUUUGCCUGCCAGGGUAUAAAACAUCUCAAUGUGUUGAACGUGACAGGAGCUCUAAAGUUAAAAGAACAAGAAUUCACUGCUACUCUCUGACAGCAAAUAAGGAACAUGCCACUACUUUCUGUUUGUUUUAAUCCUGGCAGAGUUUCAUCUUUUCCAGUCUGCAGAUUUGAUGGGGAAUUGGGUUGAAAUUGCAUCUGAAUUCUGUCCAGUCCUUUGUUUCUUGAAUUCUGUUUAUUAUACGAAUCCCGGAGUGCUACCAGUACAUCACGGGGUUCUUUCUCCAUCAAAUAUAUUGCUUCAAAGAAGGAUUUUUCCCAGUAGGCAUCCUGCUCUCAAACCAUUUUGGAUUAUGCUUGUGAACAUUAAACUGGAAUACUUUUAAAACAA
Pelodiscus sinensis (Chinese soft-shelled turtle) is the source of this 4973-nucleotide messenger RNA. NCBI's taxonomy places the organism in Eukaryota, Metazoa, Chordata, Testudines, Trionychidae. The record is from RefSeq and is a predicted model, not a curated record.